Molecule: messenger RNA, 1100 nt
Organism: Phytophthora infestans T30-4
Lineage: Eukaryota; Oomycota; Peronosporomycetes; Peronosporales; Peronosporaceae
Product: calcium/calmodulin-dependent protein kinase, putative
Exons: 3
Coding region: 18-1100 (360 amino acids)
Biological process (GO): protein phosphorylation
Molecular function (GO): ATP binding; protein kinase activity
Source: RefSeq, a predicted model, not a curated record
CCUCAGAGCUACCAGCGAUGCACGGAAGCCAGAACGCGCGUGUGCUGAGCUUGCCGCCAGAGCUGAGCGCCGUCGAAUCAAGCAGCUCCGAGCCUCAGGUGCCCACUAGAGCUCAUGAGCUUCUUAGCUCCACGGAUGCGUCUGCUCCUGCUGCGAGUCCCGCGGCGCCGCGCCGUCGUGUUGAAGACUUUUACGACGUGCAAACGGAAUUGCUAGGACGAGGACACUACGCGACGGUGUGUCGUGGCCGCUGCCGUCGCACAGACCGCGCCGUCGCCAUUAAGAAGGUCAAACGCUUCAUGACCGACCCAAAGCGUCUACGCUCUGAGAUCACGGCGUUGCGCCGCGUCAAGCAACAUCCGAACAUCGUAGAACUCAUCGACGUGUUCGAGACGACGCGCGAGGUGCACCUCGUACUGGAGCUCUGCACAGGCGGCGAGCUGUUCGAAAGAUUAGCCGAGAAAGGCGCGUACUCAGAGGCGGACUGUGUGCGCCACGUGCGGGACAUGGCAAGUGCCGUGCAGUAUCUCCACGAAUGUGGCAUCGUGCAUCGCGACCUGAAACCAGAGAAUAUCCUGCUGUCCACCUCCAACGAGCAUGAUGCAGUUGUGAAGGUCGCGGACUUUGGACUCGCCAAGAUCUUUGCAGGGACCAAUUUGAAGACCAAAUGCGGCACGUGGGGGUAUUCUGCUCCCGAGAUGAUCUCUGGCUCCGGAUCGGCCUUUGGAUACGAUGACAAGGUGGACUCGUGGAGUCUGGGGACGGUUCUGUACAUUUUACUCUGUGGCUAUCACCCGUUCGACCCGGAAGGCGAGCGGUCGGACAACGAGAUGAUUGCGAGCAUCAAAUCCUGCAGCUUCGAGUUCGACGACGACGGCUGGGGAACUAUCAGCGACGAAGCCAAGGAUCUCGUCCGACAUUUGUUAGUAUUGGACCCGGACGACCGCUUCAGCAUGACACAAGUGCUGGAACAUCCGUGGAUCGUCGGCUCUUCGUCGGCGGCAGCUCUUCAGGCUUCGGGACAUCCACUCUCGCCUACCAUUCACCAGGAGCUGGCCAAGUAUCGAGAACACACUAAACAGAAGGUACGUUAUUCAUGA